ACUUGUAAACCUGUUUACGCUGCUAUAAUCCCUAACAUUGCCAUCUCAAGUUUUCUAUGUUAUACCACAGCCAUGAUGAAUAUUGUGACAAUCUACGCUCUGGGAAAAACGUCGUCGAUCUUAAAGCCUUUAAAAAUAUUACUUCUGAGCCUUGCAGUUUCUGACCUCUGCACUGGACUAAUAAGCCUGCCGUUGAACAUCGCUUGGCAGAUCCAAAUGCUACGAUGCAACUUGGAUAAGAUCCCUGCAGUUUUGAAUGUCUUUUGUUCGAAUUUUCUGUAUCUAUCUUCGCUUUUGGGGCUAACUGUUCUAAGCGCAGAUAGAUUCGUUGCCAUUCAGAUGCCUUUGCGAUACAAGGAACUUGUGACUCACAAACGAGUGGUUAUCAUAGUCAUCGCAAAGUGGCUUUUCUGUGCUAUUUUUACAGUGAUCGAUCUUUUCUUUACCCCAAAAGAUUUUUCUUUUGCGAUCCAUUUUACAAUAGAGUCAACUUGCUUUGUUCUUUCGACAUGUUUUUCUUUCAAGGUAUAUUUGACAGCGAAGCUCCACAGGCACCGAUUCCUCGCCCGAUCACAACAGGUUGCUCAAAGCAAUGAACGAACUCUCGCGAGACUCCGGAAAUCUGCACUUGGUACGUUUUGGAUUUAUCUCGUGUUUUUGGCUUGUUAUCUGCCGAAUUUUAUUGUUUAUUGCAUUUUUCAUCUAAAUGUACAUACUGAAAUGCAAACUCUAGAAACCUGCGCGGCGACGCUUGUAUAUGUAAAUUCAUACCUCAACCCUAUCAUAUACUGUUGGAAGAUGAGACCUAUUCGACGAACCAUGAUGAACAGCCUUCGAGGCCUUAUUAGAAAGUGA
This is a messenger RNA of Pocillopora meandrina, 855 nucleotides long. The record is from the annotation of a GenBank genome assembly. Lineage: Eukaryota; Metazoa; Cnidaria; Anthozoa; Scleractinia; Pocilloporidae.